AUGAGGGAUCAGGGUUGUGACGAUGACUGCACUGUCGGUCCGGUCGGGAAAACAUCGAGCCAUGAUGAACAAGAAAUGGUGGAGGGGAGAAAGGGAAGAACAAAUGGUAAAAAUGGGAAAAGGAGAGAGAGAGAUGAAAAGAGUACGGGCAAUAAGGUUUGGUGUGAUGAGAGAGUUGUCGACGACUACCUACUGAGUCCCACCAACCGACCAUCCAUUCAUCCAUCCAUCCAUCUAUCCAUCCAUCUAUCCGUCCAGCUAUCCAUCCGUCCAUUCAUUCAAUUCAUUCAUUCACUCAGUCAUUCAUUCAUUCAUCCAUUCAUUCAUUCAUUCAUUCAUCCAUUCAUUCUUCUCCCCUCCGGUGGUGAUCAUCGGUGGAGAGAUCCCAGCAAUUUCCGAGCGAUUUGCUACAAGAGUAACAGAGAGUUAUGGGACCUUGACCCCUGA
This is a messenger RNA of Loa loa (African eye worm), 447 nucleotides long. RefSeq lists its product as hypothetical. Lineage: Eukaryota; Metazoa; Nematoda; Chromadorea; Rhabditida; Onchocercidae. The record is from RefSeq and is a predicted model, not a curated record. The coding region runs from base 1 to 447 and encodes 148 amino acids. The transcript is spliced from 2 exons.